Molecule: messenger RNA, 985 nt
Organism: Oxyura jamaicensis (ruddy duck)
Lineage: Eukaryota; Metazoa; Chordata; Aves; Anseriformes; Anatidae
Product: GTPase IMAP family member 1-like
Exons: 3
Molecular function (GO): GTP binding
Source: RefSeq, a predicted model, not a curated record
GGACACUCCUGCGCCCGGAGCCGUGGCCUGUGACCCGGCUCUGGCACCACCCUUUCUGCACUGACUCUCCAGCACAGCACGAUGGCGAGCGGCCCCUGGGAGGAUCACGGCCAGGGGACACAGGAGCACAUGGGGGAGCCGGAGCUGCGCCUGUUACUCGUCGGGAAGACCGGUGCAGGGAAAAGCGCAACAGGGAACACCAUCCUGGGGCAGGUGGCCUUCGAGUCGCGCCUGGCGCCACGGGCAGUGACGCAGACGUGUGCCCGGGAGAGCCGGCUCUGGCAGGGCCGCAGGGUGGUGGUCACCGACACCCCAGACAUGUUCGACUCACCGGAGCGCAGCGCCCAGUCCUGCUACGAGCUCGCCCACUGCCUGCUGCUGUCGGCACCGGGGCCGCACGUCCUGGUGCUGGUGACCCAGCUGGGCCGCUUCACGCAGGAGGACGAGGAGGCAGCCCGACAAGUGUGGCAGGUGCUGGGGCACGAGGCUGCGAGGCACGCCGUCAUCCUCUUCACCCGCAAGGAGGACCUGCGGGGUGGCUCCCUGCAGCGCUACCUGGCGCACCCCAGCAACGCCGCCCUGCGGGGGCUGCUCCAGGCCUGCGGGGGACGGUGCUGCGCCUUCAGCAACCGGGCGGCCGGCGCCGAGCGCGAAGCCCAGGUCGAGGAGCUGCUGGUGCUGGUGCAGCGGGUGCUGGAGGAGAACCAGGGCACCCAUUACACCAACAAGCUCUACUUCCAGGCCACGCGGCUCCUCAGCUGCAACGACAUGGAUUUCGAAGAGAAAUGCAAGUGCAUUGCUGAGCAAGUGGAGCAGCAGCUGAAGGGCCAGCAAGGAGCAUCAGGGAUCCUAGGCAGGCUCACACGGUGUGUGCAGGGGCUGUGCUGCAAACCGUGCGUGUGGUGCCUGUGCUGCUGCUGCCGUUUCACCAUGGCACUGGUCCUGUGUGUUGUGCGCUUUCUGUGGCAGGCGUUCCUCCAUGGUU